Messenger RNA from Trichobilharzia szidati, 1850 nucleotides. The record is from the annotation of a GenBank genome assembly. NCBI's taxonomy places the organism in Eukaryota, Metazoa, Platyhelminthes, Trematoda, Strigeidida, Schistosomatidae.
AUUUGAUACUAUGGGGUGUCUACUACUCAGUGCAUUGCUGUCUGCUCUAGUCAUCAGCAUAUAUAUAUAUAUACAUAUAUGUACAUGUAAACAUAUUUGUAUACGUUCAGAACAAACUACAACAUGCGUUGCUUCGUACUGUUCAUCUCAUUUUCCAUUCUUCUUCAUGUUCAACAAUCCACACAGGACGACUUGAGGUAUAUCAAACACAAAUUAUCGUGGAUAAAAAAAAGAUUAACUCGAAAUGCAGAAAGUUUGAAGGAGAACAAUGCGACUAUGGCGGAUCUAACGAAAGUAAUACCAAACCAAAUAGAAGACGUCAAUAUUAGAUUGUCACCUGGCCAACUGUCUAUUGAUAAAUAUAUUGCUUGCAAAAUAAAACAAAUAGAAGGGCGAAUUGGAAUCAGUCUAAUGCAAGAUCUGGUGGAAACUAUUCAGACAGAAGAGAAGAAUUUCGGAUUUAUUCCUGCUGACAUAGCGAAAAUGAAGCAGUGCUUUCAGAAUAAGACAAAGAAAUAUGAAGAAAUGGCCAAAACUUAUGACCAGAAUAGUUGUGCGCGUGAUAAUUCGUAUGCCGUUAUUAGCGAAGCUCAUCCUGUGGGUAAUCAAAUCCACAGAUUGUACUAUCAAAUCGCGGAACAAGCCAAAAGCACAUGUAAGUAAUACACACACAUAAAAUGAUUUUAGAGUAUGCUAUGACGUGACAUUCAGAUACAAUGUUUUAUACUACAAUCCGGGAAUAAAUCAUAUUAACAAUCUAUUAUUCGUGAAUAGAAUUAUUUAAAAUAGAAGAAGUAUGUAUUUAUCUCAAAGUAAUUUUAUUCACUGGAUGACAUGGAAUGAAGAGCAGAUAGAAAAGUGUCCCUUUCAAGUUUGAAACUUAUCAGAAUUGUGUACCCAUUGGCUAAUGCGAGAUCGACCUCGUGAUACUUAGCUCUGAAGCUGGAACAUUGAAACCCUGAGCUUAUGAGUUUCAAGGUUAGUUGAUGUUUGGUAAAGAAUGACUAUUGCAAAUAAUACGCGAAUGAAAUGUAAACCGUUGGCAUCACCAUUGGACAGAGCAUAGGAUGACGGUCGAAUCUCAUCUCACCUUCAUUGAAUUCGAAUAGACCUUACAUAGCGCUGACUGCGAAGUGAUGUGAAAACUGCUUCAAAACGAUGAAGUGCCUCGAACCUUCACUAAACUCAUUCAACAGAUAUGUGACUACUGCACAUGUGAGGUGAUGCAAAAGUGAGAGUUGUUUGAGGCCAUCUAGGUGAAGACAGGAGUAAAGUGAGCCUGAGGAGACCGUUGAGUGACACGACACGCCAGGCCAUCGCCCGAGUGAAAUUUCCAAUGGAAAAUGACAAGUUGAGUGUUCGAGUGUGACAUGGGGGAGAUGAAAUCUUAUGGGUAAUCGUGAGACCAGACAAAGAGGAACACAUGAAGGGUAGUGGUAAUGAAUUACACAAUGUAAUACUCCUUCUUGUCCAUAACGUUUAAAAAUGUUUGUCACAAUCUCGUGUGGCCAAUUCAUCAUCAGUUUUAAAGUUGAAAGGAAAUUACUUAUGGGGAUAUCAAAGGAACUGGAGAAAAUGAUACCAGCAGAAUAACUGCAUCACUUGGAAAUUGUUAUUUCCUAUCAUCACCAAAUGACUUUUGAGAGGAAACAGUGUUGAGCGACAAGUUCUUACCUUGAAAAUAAACACAUUCUUUGACUAUUAUUAAUAUUUUUUUUUUAAUGUUGGUAUUAAUUUCACUGUAACCAUUCACUUCCUCUGAAAUGAUGCUCUUUUAAUUUAUUGUGUAACAAUUAACGUUUGAAAUAUUUAGGUGUGAAUGCGAAAUAAUAAAAGCCUGUAACUAUCAA